AUGCGAACACCUGUGACGGGCGGUUGGGUUAAUAAAGAUCUUCAAACUCCAGUAAAGCUGCAGAAAUGUCAGUCUGGUUGAAGGAUGGAGAAGUGCUGGAGGGUGAGGGCAGCUGGCAGACGUCUCCGUGUAGCCUCAGACAGAGGAGUCACAUGGUGGGCAGAGGGGCUAACCUGCAGGGACCAUCACCCAGCAGCAAGGGGAAGAGGCUCCAGCAGGACUGCAUGAGCAAGGCUGAGGAGCUGUUCAGCCUGUGUGAUAAAGAGGCCAAGGGCUUCAUCACCAAGAGGGACAUGCAGCGGUUACAGGGAGAGCUGCCUCUGACCCCAGAGCAGUUGGAGUCUGUGUUUGAGAGCUUGGACCGGGAGAGAAAUGGUUUCCUCACCCCUGCUGAGUUUCACACAGGCCUUGGGGAGCUGGUAGGAAUGGAAGAGUGUGACGAGGUGAGGAGAAUGGAUCCAGCAGAUGUGAGGUUUACGCAGCUUCUUAUGAAGCUUGGAGCAGAUAAACUGUUUAGACAUCAGAGCGAGUUGUUCUCUCUGUGGUGUGGUCUGCAGAGAGACAGGCCGGACUUGAUGAGUGUGCUGGAGCAUGUUCUGUCCCAUGCUGUUGCUCUUGUGCAGGACUACCAGAGAGAAAGAGACAGUUUGGAACAAACACUUCGAAGGCGAGAAGAUGACCAUGACAAAAUGGUGCGCUCCCUCUAUGAAGACCUGGAGAACCAAAUCAAAGAAGAGCGAGAAAAGCAAGUGAAUGUGGAGAGCACAAGGCAGGGCGACAAAAGAGAGCAGCUACUUCAGGAGCUGAGGACACGGGAACAAGAGCUGGAGUUCACACUGACCAAGCAGAGAGAGCUGGAGAGCAAGAUUGCAGCCCUGGGCCAUGAGCAGGUGGAAGCAUGCAGGCAGAACCAGAAGCUGCAGUGCACCAACAGCGAGCUACGUGAGCAGCUGGAGCAGAGCCGCGAGGAGCUGGACAGAGCCCUCCAGCAUCUGCGUUUUCUGCAGGACAUGCUCGCGCUUCAGCAUAGGAGGAAACAGAGGGAUGUGCUGAAAGUGUCCAGUAACAUGCAGAAAGAGCGAGAGAGCCUGAACAGGCAGCUGGAGCUACUCAGGGACAUGAACAAGCGCUUGCGGGACGAGAAGGAUGCUCACGAGGACCAGAAGAGGGUUAGUCAUAGACAAUCCUUCAUGGGUCCACUCAUCUCUUACCCACAAUGCCACUGUGGUCAAGGCGCUUCCCCCUGGGUGUACUCCUUCUACCCAUACUGAACUAGACUCUGCUGGGCCACUUGAGGUUGCUCCUAAUCACUGACGCAACGCUAUAGGACAGUGCUAUGCAUGUCUGUCCCUUGGUCAGAGGAUGCCAGCGAAUCUUCACCUUCUCUCUUUGCAUGUGGCUGUUUUAUGGGCUUGUGCCAGAAUGAAGGUCUUACCCUCCGCUGGCGGAGUUUUUCCUGUUGUUUCUUUAAGCCAAGAACAGAGUGUGGACUGCUUUCUUAGACCAUGGAAGAAUAAACCAGCCCCAUGUGAAUCGAAAAAUUCAUAACAUUUAAGGGAUGGUUACUUAUGCAAAUAUUGAAUUGUUCUUUUUUAGUUCUCAAUAGUGUUUUGUUUUGUUUUGGGGUUUUGUGUGUGUGUGUGUGUGUGUGUGUGUGUGUGUGUGAGCAAACCAACGUUAUAAAUUUAAGCUGCAGGGUAUGGAAAAUGUUAUAUUAUCUGAGACAGAUCACCCAAAGGCCCAAAAUUCGAACAAGGUUGAACACAACUUGUAUGAAGUUCUAGACAUAUGAUGGGUUACAUUUCAAGUGGUAACGCAUUGUUAGACGCUCAAGGCCAUUUUGGAACUGUGAAUGUAAUAGAUGUUUUCAAUUAAAAAACUUACAUUUAUGUAUUGAUAAAUAGAAAAUCCUUUCCUCAUUGUGUCUGUUACAGAAAAUACAGCAGUUUCCCCCUGAACCUUUCUUACUGCACCUCACAUAACUGCAGAAAAUUACUUUUAUAAUUUAUUAGAAAAGUGAGAAAAACUGAGGGACAUGGAAAAAAAGCACGCCGAAAGAGCCAUGGUGCGGCAAAGAUAGAUUACUGGAAGGCAGUUUCCCUACCUUGCUUUCAGUGGCAACUCCACCCAUGAGGUAAUAAUGCCUGCUACUAGCUUUAAGGGAAACACUGCAAACGAAACUGUAGUCGGCUCAAUUGCUGUGCCUUACUGCUUAUCUAAACCAGUUUACUUACAUAACCUGGAUGUUUGUUUCUUCCUCGUUCUUUAUCAGAAUUGGCUGUGCUGUAAGUGCCAGCCCCUGUAGCAGUGUCAUGAGUGGCCUCAGUAGAGGUCACUCUAGGAAAUUUACCAUAGGACAAAUCUAUUGCUGUUUUCGUCUGUACAUAAUAUGCGUGUACCUUUUAUGUGUCAUACUUCUGAAAUAUUGGAUUAAUUUAUUGUCCUUCUGUUCAGCAUGUUUGUUUGUUGCUGAUAUCUCUGUAGUCCUACUGUUGUUUUCUCAAAUUAAAUGAUCUUAUGAGCAAAAUAUAAAAUUUGUAUAUCAGAAAGUAGUCAAGUUUUGAACAAAUUGGGUGUGUUUUCUAGCAUGGCCACUGUGCAUAA
Electrophorus electricus (electric eel) is the source of this 2604-nucleotide messenger RNA. It is a transcript of the gene cracr2b, whose product is annotated as calcium release activated channel regulator 2B. The record is from RefSeq and is a predicted model, not a curated record. Gene Ontology annotation, cellular component: trans-Golgi network membrane. Lineage: Eukaryota; Metazoa; Chordata; Actinopteri; Gymnotiformes; Gymnotidae. Gene Ontology annotation, molecular function: calcium ion binding.